Messenger RNA from Cyclocybe aegerita, 3993 nucleotides. Lineage: Eukaryota; Fungi; Basidiomycota; Agaricomycetes; Agaricales; Hemipholiotaceae. The record is from the annotation of a GenBank genome assembly.
AUGCAUCCUACUGCUACUGCGCAGAAUCACACAAAUCACACUCGCACGCCUAUUACUGCUAAUCACCUCGCCAGCCAGGUCCAAGCGCACUCUCUCAUUAACACCCACACCACCCACACCAUCCACGCUAGUAACAACGUUAACAACAUCAGUACUAGGCGCGAUAUGCCACCACUUCCUCCUACACCUCCUGCUGAUAUCGCCCCACGCGCCGACGUCGGCGAGGACACUAAGAGCGGUGUCGGCGGGGAAGAGUCGCCCCGCUCUGGCCCAUCCGCGGCGAGACUCGGUGCCCAGUCUUUCGCGUCCGUCGUCUCUUCACCGCCUGGGGCGCUUAGCCCGAAAUCGCCUUCGGCGGGCAAGUAUCAGCAACCGGAGCGCGCUUCUCGUCCUACGGGAUCGCCUAACGCCACUACUACUCUCCCUCUCUCGCCGCCUGCUUCGGGGAAAGCUGGGCCGACGGCGGGCUCUCCCACCAGCGGCGAGCUGGACAACAACAAUUCUAUCAUUUCUUCUAGCACUUCAAGCGAUACCGACGACGCGCUCAUAGAGCAAGAUGGCGACCACGACCACGACCAGGAGUACGCGAGCAACUCCUCGUCGGACGUCGAGAUCUACUUGAACGCGCACACCCUCGGGUUGCACGAUUCCGCUGCCCGCAUGCAUAUGCACGUGCCCAUCAACACAGGCGCCACAGCCCCGCCUACUAGCGCCGGAUCCGCAUCUGCGUCGGGAUCCGCUUCCAAUUCGACAAGUUCCAAUACCUCGAAUUCUGGAGGUAAUCCGGCGGCUUCGAUGACACUCCGCCCCUCGUCGAAUUCACCACCAUUGAAUCCGCCGUCGACUCGAUCUCAGGGGGUAGCCCAGGGCGCGGCAAGGUCCACUAUCAUUUCUGGUCUUGCCGCGUCACAGCACGCACCGUCCAACACCAAUUCCAAUUCGUUCGGUCUCGGAGUCACUACUCACAACAAUAACGCCAGCAGUGCAGAGUCAAACGCACCCAAGGCGCUCUCUCCUCUUCCCUUCCCACCACCACAGUCCACAUCGCCUUCUUCUCAGUACCAGCAGCAAUCCAAUGCGUCCACGAACAUGCAAGCCCCAUCGACGCACCGCCAGAAACCCGCCCCCGGCGCGCCAAUGCACGGCACGAUCCCGCUCCCGGACGUCGAUGAGUGCGAGCACCACCUCCAACAGCUCCAGCUUCACCAACACCAACAGAAUCAGCACCAGCAGCAGAUGCACGUACUCAGCACCAUCUCCACCAACGCCACCAACAGCGGGCACGCACAGGGGCCUGUCUCCAGCGUUCAUGCCGCACCGACGAUCGACCUGGCUGGGCUGGCGAUCACUAGCGGAGGCGUGGGAAGCGGAGGUUUCGGAUUGGCAAAUUCCGGCUUGUAUGCUCCUGGCGGUCUGCCUGCGUCACAAUCCCAGCCUCUGCCGUCGCUGAGGUCGCCGUACGAUAACUCGGGCGCAGGAGCUGGGUUCCCUACGUCGGUAUCUGAGAGCGCGUUAUGCUCUGGAGGACAGGGACAGCAGAAGACGCCGAAUGUGUACAUCAAUGGCUUGCCGCCGCACUUCCCAGAGGAUGAGCUGUUUGAGCUCGCGAGCAAGUUUGGGAUGGUCAGGAGUGUGAGGACGUUCACGAGGCAUGUGAGGGACAGUGAAAGUGGUUACGGGUUCGUUUUGUUUGACCGAAUCGAAGACGCCGAGAGGUGCAUCAACGAGCUCAGGAAAGAUCGUGAUUUGCAUCCUACGUUCUCGAAGCAGGUCCACAAGAUCCCUGGCACGAUCUAUGGGCAAGCUCAUGCCUCUACCACUGGGUCAUGGGAGAGCGGCCAUGCUUCCAGCAGGAGCUCGUCGGUUGGGGACGUUCUCGACUCGAAUGGCUCGUUCAAAGCCAAGAUGGAGAGCUUGCAGGAUCCGACGAGCACUAACUUGUACAUGGAGGGUCUUCCUCUAAGCAUCGACGAGCCCACUCUUGCCGCAUUGGUAUCCCCCCAUCGGAUUAUCAGCAGUCGUUUCUUCCAGACGAGGUUGAGUAACCCACCAAGGAUUAUCGCGUUCGUUCGGUUGGACACGCGUGCCGGAGCGGAAGAGAUAAUCGAGAAGUUGCACGGUCGGAUGGUUCGUGGAUGGAACGACACGGGGAGCAGGAUCUCAGUCAGAUUCGCGGACACGAGCGAGCAACGCGAGUUGAGGAGAAAUGAACGUUCCGCGCAAGAAGGCGAUGGCUCCCCGGCUCGUUUAACCAUCGCUCAAGCCGCCCUCCUCAAUCUCCGCGGACAAGAUAUCAGACCUAAGGCUAACUCGGUUCUCCACGCUCAUGGAGGUCUCCCUGCCUCAACGACAAGAGGAGGCUUCAGCACGUCGGUCUCUGCUCCAGACUUUUCGUCGAACGCCCACGUAUCCUCCUUACCGCCGGUGAUCGGCAUGACGUCGAACGCACUGGAGGUCGAUUAUUCUCUUGCACCAGGUCGAGCAGUGUCGAGGUCCAGAUCCCCUUACCAUGGCCAUCAGCAGGACUUGGGUCACUAUUCUCAACUCCCUUCGUCCGCGUCGGCCAAUAUGGACCCCGCUAUGGCUGCUCUGCUCGACUCCCUUCGCGCCAAUGGAGUUCCGUACAACGGGUCUGCCACUGGUGGCUACUCUGACCUUCGUGGAGAAGCUGACUACUCCCAGGGCGGUUUUGGAGGACGUCAGCAAGUAGGCCAUGGACAACACUACCACGGACACCAGCAGCUACCGACUAGCCAGAGCUUGGGAGAUCUCCAGCAGUACUCCCGACCAGCGCCGGCCUAUACACGCUCUGGGUACACGGCGACGGAGGAGUACAUCAUGCGCGCUCAUGCGGAGACGGCUGCUUUCGCUCAGGCUCAGGCCCAGCAGCAGCACCAACACCAGCAGAUCAACGCUGCUGCUGCGGCAGAAAGGAGAAGGCCUGCUCCUUUGGACUUGCGAAGGAGGAGGAUUGGUGAAGAAGUUCAGGACGAGUCACUUGCUGCGGCGAACAUCAGUGUUGGUGUUCGUGGUUAUCGCGCACAGGCAUCGAUUGGACGUGUUGGGCAAGGGUUGGUGUCACCACCCAUGUCGUCCUCCUCGAUGGGCUCGAUCGCCUCUAUGGCUUCGUCGCCGAUGAUGGGCAUGGGUACGAUGAGCGCGUCGAUGAGCGAAGACGAUUUCCAUUCCUCUGCCGCUGAUCGCACUGUUGGCAGUGCUGGAGGGAGAAGCAUGUCCGGAAUGCUCAACACGCGCCUCUCUAGGGAGCAACCUGGUUCAGCUCCAGCUUCGACGACCAUGUACCACUCUCAGCAGCUGCCACGUCCGAUGCCGAUCUCUCCCCUCCUUCCGUCGACUUCCAACCAAGAGAUGUCACCUAACCCCAACGACACAAUGGUCGCGUACCAGCAGUCGGCGGCGCAGAUGCACAUGCGAUCGACAACACUCCCUCAGCAACGGACGUCCUCGAUUCGAAACCAGCAGCAGCAGGGAGGCAUGGUGAAGGGCCACUACCAGCAUAACAGCCUUAGCAUGCCCGCUCAGCCGUUAAGGACCCCACAACACGCGAGCGUGGCCAAGAUGGCUGGAAGCGGUGUCGAUGGCGCCACGCAAGGUGUCAUUUACGAGGGCGAAGGUCAAGAAGAGCAGACGCAGCGCGAGGAAGGUGGUACUGGGACGAAUCCCUCCAACGCCAACAUGAACGCCCAACCCUCCCAGGCGAAGACGCACUACUCGUCCGCGAUGUUCAGUGAGGGUGACCGCCACGCCUCCCCUAUCUCUCCUUCGCCUUCACUCAUCUCCCCAACUUUGACGUAUUCGAGCCAAACACCCUCGACUCUGAGCCCUGCUACGCCAUUCUUUGGUUCAUUCUCCAACACUCAGGCAACAGGCGAAGGGUUUGAGGUGAACGCGAAUUCGAAGGGUGAGCAGCAGCCUCAGCAGAGGAAGGCAUCCGUUGGUGUCGCCAGUGGGUUGAGGACAGGAAGUGUGUGA